Molecule: messenger RNA, 574 nt
Organism: Phlebotomus papatasi
Lineage: Eukaryota; Metazoa; Arthropoda; Insecta; Diptera; Psychodidae
Gene: ND-B16.6
Product: NADH dehydrogenase [ubiquinone] 1 alpha subcomplex subunit 13
Exons: 3
Coding region: 74-520 (148 amino acids)
Source: RefSeq, a predicted model, not a curated record
UUUAGUUCGAAAAAGUAAAGUGUCAAAAGGUGGGAUUACAUAAAAAUAUUUUGUGCAGAAUUCCUGCGGAUUUAUGGCCACAAGAACCCAAGAUCUGCCCCCCAAAGGGGGCUAUGGCCCCAUCCCGUUCAAGAGAAUACCGCCAAAGACCUAUUUCAAAGGAGCAACAAUAUUUGCUGCUUAUUUGGGAAUCAGUGCAGGAGCCUUCUAUUUGUAUGGCUUAAAUUACAAACAGAUUGAGAAAGAGGAGAUUGAAAUGCGCUCAGCGCGAAAUGCAAUCCUGCCGCUUCUCCGGGCAGAACGUGAUCGUGAGUUCUUGAAGCAACUCCGGAGGAACCGUGACGAAGAAGCCAAAUUGAUGGCCAACGUUCCCGGAUGGGAGGUUGGUACCUGGUAUGGAGAGCCAAUUUACAAAACCCUUCCGGAAGACACUUUGAUCACUCCAAUGUUCAAGGAGUUCUACGGACAUACCACGUACAAAGCAGCAGCUGACAGAGCGCAUAUUAAGUUGUGGAAUUAAAUUGUCUGAAAAAUGUAGAGAAAUUUUGAUUAAAUAAAGGAGCACGAAUCGUUA